Molecule: messenger RNA, 2117 nt
Organism: Malaclemys terrapin pileata
Lineage: Eukaryota; Metazoa; Chordata; Testudines; Emydidae
Product: fibrinogen-like protein 1-like protein
Exons: 3
Coding region: 50-820 (256 amino acids)
Source: RefSeq, a predicted model, not a curated record
UUUCAAGGUUUCUAACACCAUAUCAGCUGCUCAGUAACACCAUCUCAGAAUGGGACUGCCAUCCUGGGCACCGCUUGCCGUUCUGUACCUGCUCUCUCUUUCCUUUGCUGUUAAACUUCCUACUGGCAAUGUGCAGCUCUUUCAUGGCUCCGAAGGUGACAUCCUGAACCUGGAAGAUAUCAGAACAAAGAGUGGGUUCCCCAGAGACUGUGACAGUAUCCCCAAGAACAGCAGCAGUGGAGUCUAUGUCAUCCAGCCAGAAGGCUCUCCCCCACUGGUGGUGUGGUGCAACAUGGACACCAAAGGACAAGUCUGGACGGUUGUCCAAAGAAAUUCUUACAACACAGAACUUGAGUGGAAUGAUUCCUGGGCAAACUACAAGUAUGGCUUUGGUGAUGUACAGAAUGAUUACUGGUUGGGGAAUGAGUACAUCUCUCUGCUCACAAUGCAGGGAGCCUACAAGGUCCGCUUUGUAGUACAGGAUGCAUCCAACAAUACUCACUAUGCUGAAUAUGACACGUUCAGUGUAGAUACAGAGUCACGUGGCUAUGCCUUGCGGCUGGGCAGGUACACGGGAGCUGGAAAGGAUUUGUUCACUAAGGAAGACGUCGUGCAUGACAACAUGAAGUUUUCUACCUAUGACAAAGAUCAGGACCUAUCCAGUACCACAAAUUGUGCAGAACAUUAUCAGGGAGGCUGGUGGCACAGCAAAUGUUAUUAUGUCAAGCUCAAUGGGAAAGGCAAGAAUGUUUGGUGGAGUGGCGUCUGUGUGGCUGGAGACUGCCAGUCUACCCUCAUUCUUGUUAAACGGGUCUGCUGAUCCUCCAGCAGGGGCUUGAACCCCGCUGGAGAGUCCAUGAUAGGAAAAACUUUUUCAUUAGGAAGGUGGUGAAGCACCGGAAUGGGUUACCUAGGGAGGUGGUAGAAUCUCCUUCCUUAGAGGUUUUUAAGGCCCGGCUUGACAAAGAUCUCCUGAGAUCUCUUCCAACCCUAAUCUGCUAUGAUUCUAUCUCUCCCAGGAGACGUCUUCACUGCUGAGUUAACUCAGGUGACUCACCCAGGUUUGAGCACCCAGGUCAGCCUAUGUCUGGUGUGAGCAGCCUGACCCAAUUUACUGCGUCCUCGCGGGUGUUGAGCUCAUCUAUGUGUGAUGCUAGGACUUCUGGGGGUGCAUCUCCUAGUCCUUUGUGCUGCAGUAUGCUGAGCCACUCUGUGAUUCUUUCCCAAUGAAUUGUGGACACCCAGCCAGCCAGUUAGCUGUAAAAUCCCUCUUGGUCUGUUCUCUGCUUGCUUUACCUGUAAAGGGUUAACAAGCCCACAGGUAAAGAAAAGGAAGUGGGCACCUGACCAAAAGAGCCAAUGGGAAGGUAGAACUUUUUAAAAUUGGGAAAGAAACUUUCCCUGUGUCUGUUUUUCUCGGGGCUUCAGAGAUGGAGCAGCAAUGCUGUGUAAGGCUUGAACCAGGUAUGAAAAUGCAUCUUAGAAUCACAGAAUAUCAGGGUUGGAAGGGACCUCAGGAGGUCAUCUAGUCCAACCCCCUGCUCAAAGCAGGACCAAUCCCCAACUAAAUCAUCCCAGCCAGGGCUUUGUCAAGCCCGACCUUAAAAACCUCCGAGGAAGGAGACUUCACCACAUCCCACUCUCCCCUGCUGCGUUUUCUGUUUUAGCAAAUGAGUUAGUAAAAGAAUAUUUACCCAAGUUUCUUAAUUUCCCUGUGAUAGCAACUCAACUUUUGUUAACUGUUUGAAAGCACAAGCUUUAACAACCACUAUGUCUUUUUAACAUAACAUAACAAACGAAGAUAGUAUAAAAUGAAACCCAAAUGAAGUUUAAAUGCAGGUCUAUGCAAACAUAUUGAGGGCAUUAAACUUUUAUAUUUGGGUGUGUUUGGGUGACAAUGAUAGAAACCUGUUGAAAUUGGAUAGGUUUAACAUUUUGCAACAAAACCAGGUAUACUAUAUAUUGUAAGAUUUUGGACAUUUUGUCUGUAACAUUCUUAUAACUAUAUUUUCAUAUUUAAUAAAGGUGCAAACAAGUUUGCAACUUGCCCCCCCCCAAACUGACAUUUUCUUAAUAUCAGCUUUUCAGUAAUGUUGAGGUUUCUCCCUACAGUUUUU